Molecule: messenger RNA, 688 nt
Organism: Gekko japonicus
Lineage: Eukaryota; Metazoa; Chordata; Lepidosauria; Squamata; Gekkonidae
Gene: PPP1R1C
Product: protein phosphatase 1 regulatory inhibitor subunit 1C
Exons: 5
Coding region: 17-346 (109 amino acids)
Biological process (GO): intracellular signal transduction
Cellular component (GO): cytoplasm
Molecular function (GO): protein phosphatase inhibitor activity
Source: RefSeq, a predicted model, not a curated record
UCUUCUGAUCACUGCCAUGGAGCCUAACAGCCCUAAAAAGAUACAAUUUGCCGUGCCGUUAUUUCAAAGUCAGAUAGAUCCUGAAGCUGCUGAACAGAUCAGGAAAAGAAGGCCUACGCCAGCUUCACUAGUCAUUAUGACUGAUUCGCCUCCCGAAAUAGAUGACAAGAGAAUGAACAACAACUCUCAAGCAGAAUCACAGAAUGCCUCCCCAAAACAAAGGAAGCAGAGUGUCUAUGCCCCUCCAGCCAUGAAAGGGGUUAAGCAUCUGAAAAACCAGACUGGCUCCGCAUUCCCAGAGGAAGACGAAGGGGUCAACGAAAGGGAUGAAGAGUGGAGCCCGUAACUGGUGCCGAGGGUCUGCGGGGGAACCUUUCUUGUCAAUAACUGAACUGCUAAACUUUCCGUACUUACAAUGGAACUUGGAUGCUUCGUGUUCCUGACCCAAAGCAGUCUUUACCUCCAUACCCAACAGCAGGGAAUAUUUCAUGGUAGAAUCGACAGCAGUUUGCUGAAUUGGCCCGUGAAACCUUAUAACUGGGGUGGGGUGGGGAAUAACCCUUUCUUUUACAGUUGUUUUCCUUCUUGUUUUUAAUGACUUCGGAUAUGUCGUUUGCAAACGUGUUAAGUCUUCUCUCUUUAGUGUUGCCACGUCUUAAAUUCUGAAUGUGAUCUAAGAUUGAUUGUA